CAGAGCGAUUGUACCUGACCAUUGGCGAAACGGAAAAUCAGUACACAAUGCGUUGGCCGCGAAAGCACACGUUCGGCUUGUGGCCCAAGGGAAAUGGUCGGAAUCGCAGUAGUGGAGGAGCCACUGGAGGGCAAACCCAGGCCAUUGUGGCCACCAUUUACGAUCCUGGCUGCGAGGAGAAGGAGAAGUACACGGCCCAGAAUGGCGAUGAUUACUAUGGCCAGGCGCAGACCGUCGACCUGGACGUGGCCAGCAAGUACUCCAAACCCAAGGAGGCCCAUUGGCUGGUGCGGCGCAUAUUCUUCCUCAGCUGGAUUACAAGUUACGAUCGGGAGCAGGCGUUCGCCGAUUUGAUUGCUGGCAUCACCUUGGGCCUGACAAUAAUACCACAAAGUAUUGCGUAUGCCGCGCUGGCAGGACUCUCCUCUGAGUACGGCCUGUACUCCGCCUUCAUUGGCUCCAUCAUCUAUGUUUUCUUUGGGACGAUACCACAGGUGUCCAUUGGACCCACUAGUCUGAUGGCCAUUCUCACCCUGCAAUUCUGCGCCGACAAGCCGGUGCAGGUGGUCAUCGUGCUGGCCUUCCUCGCCGGCUUGGUGGAACUGGCCAUGGGUGUGUUCCAGCUUGGAUUCAUCGUUAGCUUCAUACCAGCUCCGGUGACCAAGGCUUUUACAUCGGGCACCGCGCUGAUCGUCGUCUUUGCCCAGAUCAAGAAUCUCUUGGGUGUUCGCAUGAAGGGAUUCCCCUCGAUCGGUGACUUUUUCACCAAUAUCCGACCCACGGAUGCCGCCAUGGGAAUCUCGUGCAUGGUUGUGCUACUUUUUCUGCGGCUGCUGUCGCAAGUGAAUUUCAAGCAGGACACGCCAGUUACGCGUCGCCUGAAGAAGAUCCUGUGGUACAUUAGUAUAUCCCGCAAUGCCCUGGUUGUCUUCUUCACUGGCCUUUUGGUUUUCAUCUGGGUGAAGAAGAGCUCCAUUGAGGCGGUGCCCUUUGCGCUUUCCUCAAAGGUUUCCUCGGCCAUGCCCACAAUCAAGUUGCCGCCCUUCGCCUUCGAGUAUCAGAAUCGCACCUAUGUCUUCACGGAUAUCCUGCAUGAGCUGGGCAGCGGAAUUGUUGUGGUGCCAAUUGUGGCGGUUUUGGCCAAUGUGGCCAUUGCCAAAGCCUUCGUUAAGGAUGGCAAUCUGGAUGCCUCGCAGGAGAUGCUUACUUUGGGUCUGUGCAACAUAGCCGGCUCCUUCUUCAGUGCCAUGCCCACCUGCGGAGCCUUCACCCGCUCGGCGGUGAGUCAGGCAUCUGGAGUACGAACGCCCAUGGCUGGCAUCUACACGGGAUUGAUAGUGCUUUCCGCAUUGAGCAUCCUGACCCCCUACUUCCAGUACAUUCCGAAGGCUUCCCUAUCGGCAGUUUUAAUAGCAGCAGUCAUCUUUAUGAUUGAUCUUGCUCCAGUUAAGGAGCUUUGGCAGACCAACAAGAAGGACUUCUUCAGCUGGGUGGGCAGUUUCAUCAUCUGUUUGGUGGCUGGCGUGGAGUUGGGUCUGCUCUUUGGCAUUGUUUUGAGCAUGGUGUUUAUAUUGCUGCGCUUGGGUAACCCCAAAUUUGAGGUCACCCUUAAACAGCAUGAAUCCACUUACUAUGUGCACAUUGUGCCCCAAUCGGAUGUCUAUUACACAGGCGUCGAUGCACUGCGGUCUGAGUUGCGAGGAGCCUGCAGAUUGUAUCAAAAUGAUUUCCCAGUGGUUCUCGAUUGCGCACGCUUCAUGCAGUUCGAUGCCACCUUCAGUGAGAUGCUAAUUUCGGUGGCCAAGGAGAUGGCCAGCCACGAUGUCCUGCUGAUCCUGCAGAACAUGAGCCUCAAAGUGCAGCAGAUGCUGCCUGUGAUGGGCAAUGUGCGGUUCUGCCAGGAGGAUAGCCAGCUUUCGAGUCAUCUGCAGCUGGAAAAGGAGGCACCUGUUUUGGAGGCCAAGCUGUAGCCAAGUUCCUAUCUGACGUCGGUUCGUUCCAGUCUGUUUGAUCCGGUUAUGAGCGAACGUCACGGCAUUUUUAUCUCCGGACCUGUUACCGCUUGACGUUCGCACGCAAAUUGCGUAAUUAGGCAGCAGCAGUUAGUUAAGUACUUAGAUUUAGGUGUUUAGUUAGCGACUUUGUAAAUACUUGUGUGCAUUAUAAAAAUACAGUACUCCCCUACGAAUCUGUCCAGAUAAAAUGAA
Messenger RNA from Drosophila sechellia, 2207 nucleotides. RefSeq names its product sodium-independent sulfate anion transporter. Gene Ontology annotation, cellular component: membrane. The record is from RefSeq and is a predicted model, not a curated record. The transcript has 6 exons. Gene Ontology annotation, biological process: transmembrane transport. The coding region runs from base 48 to 1970 and encodes 640 amino acids. Lineage: Eukaryota; Metazoa; Arthropoda; Insecta; Diptera; Drosophilidae.